AUGGCAUCAAUUAAUUUAUCUGAUGAUUUAUUGAAUAACUUUGAAGAAUCAAUUAAAUCAUUUGUUGCCUUUCUUCUUCAAGAUCCAUGUACAGGUUCAAGUUCAGCUGUAGCAUCGGCUUCAUCAUCUGAACACAAUGCAGCUGCUGUUGAACAACAUAUGAAUCGCAUAUAUGAAUCUGCAAAUGUAAUUGAAUCUAAUUUAUUACAAUUGAAAACAUUAGUUAAUCGAACAUUACCUGUAGAACAAAUACUUGAAAAUAUAACUGAUUUACGAACAAAUAUUGAACGAAAAGAAACAUUAUUACGCGAAUUCAAUCAAUAUUUAAAUGAUGCUAUUGCUGAUUUUAGUGCUGAAAAUACAGAAAGUCUCAAUGGAUUACUUGAUGAAUUAAGUCGUGGUACGACAACAACAUCGGGUUUAACCAAUGCAGAUCUCGGUGAUAGUUUAUCGCAAACAGCAGCAACAGCAAGUCAACCUUCACUUCUUGGCAAUAUGACACAUUCCAAUCCACCAACGUCAGAUUCUUCUCAAGAUUCUCUUCGACAAUUUUUGAACUAA
This is a messenger RNA of Rotaria socialis, 561 nucleotides long. Lineage: Eukaryota; Metazoa; Rotifera; Eurotatoria; Philodinida; Philodinidae. The record is from the annotation of a GenBank genome assembly.